Messenger RNA from Fusarium mangiferae, 741 nucleotides. RefSeq lists its product as uncharacterized. Gene Ontology annotation, molecular function: peptide binding; zinc ion binding; metalloaminopeptidase activity. Gene Ontology annotation, cellular component: cytoplasm. The transcript has 2 exons. The coding region runs from base 1 to 741 and encodes 246 amino acids. Gene Ontology annotation, biological process: proteolysis; peptide catabolic process. NCBI's taxonomy places the organism in Eukaryota, Fungi, Ascomycota, Sordariomycetes, Hypocreales, Nectriaceae. The record is from RefSeq and is a predicted model, not a curated record.
AUGAUUCCUGGGGUGCUACGGAUACAAUUAGGUAUAUAUGAAUGGGAAACGCUACCGCAACCGACAUUUAUUGACGCACUGCGAUGGCAAAGUCCCAACGGGGCGCUCGAGACUUCAAAAGUCGAACUAACCCAACAAACUGACCCAGACGAUCACAAAGAACUUACAAUAAUCCUUAAAUACACCGGCAAGUUUCGCAGAGAUUUGACUGUGCUCUACCAAGCGAGCUAUGAAGUAGAUGAUGGUGUGAAGCAUCGCAUUGCGGCCACAGCCGUAGAGCCGACAUACACGAGGGAGGUCUUCUCGUGUUUUGAUGAACCUAGCAUGAAAGACGAGUUCACCCUCUCCAUCGUGGUGGAGGAGUCCUUUGUCAUCGUCUCGAACAUGCCCGUGGAAAAGUCUGUAGCCUUGGACCAUUCAUCUCAGAAGAUUGUGCCGUUUCAGAAGACCAUUUACAUGUCAAUAUACGUGGGUGCCAAUCUCACAAAAAGCCAAACACGUCGCCUAACUUCAAAAGCAUCUCGGUCCAGUAGCGGGACCCUUGGCCGAGGCAGAAUGCACAAACAGCAGGAUCCCCAUAUCAGCCUUUGUCCUUUCGGCAGUGAAGCGCAGGCUACUUUCGCAGCGGACCUCGCAGCCAAAGGCCCCCAGUUCUUCAAAGACCGCUUCGAUCUACCAUACCCGCUCCCAAAGCUCGACUUCUCAAUCUGCGCGACUGCAUCGGACUAUCGUGUGAUCUGA